CUCCAAAACAACCUUGAUAGCUUUUGGAGUUUCUUCCACGUCUUAAGAGAAGAACCUUCCAGCUCUGGAAAUCUUGAACGACAUCUACACGUCGACUCAGGAAACGUACCCUCGACACUAGAAUCUACCCGCAGUUACGCUUCGAGCGAUCACGAAUUACAAGCAGGCCUUCGCGAUAGCCCGCCCACACACAACAUGACAGGCAAGGGCAAGUCUCGCUGGGCAGACAGCGCAGAAGACGCCGCGCUCGAAGCCCAGUUGAAGAAGGAAAAGGAGGAGAAGAAGCGUUUAAAGGCCGAAAAGGCGCGCAAAGCCGAAGCCGAAAAGAAGAAGCGCGAAGCAGAAGCUGCGGCGGCGGCACAACGACAACAACAGCAACAACAACAAACCGGUGACGAUGACGACGCCAAUGGGCCCCCGGCCAAGCGACGAAGACUCUCUCCCGACCGCGACGCAGCAGCAGCAGCACCGACAGCGAGCAGUAAUGACAGCAGCAAACUACUACGCUUCGAAGGCGGCCGAUUCGGCAAGUGUCGCAGCGUCGAAAACUACGAUAAGCUUAACGACAUCGAGGAGGGCGCAUACGGCUGGGUGGCGCGGGCGCGCGAGAUUGAGACCGGCAAGGUUGUUGCGCUGAAGCGACUCAAGAUUGAUCCGAAGGAUCGUAGCGGCCUGCCCGUCACUGGCUUGCGGGAGAUUCAGAUCUUGAAGGACUGCAGUCACAGGAACAUUGUCAAGCUCAAGGAGGUGGUGGUAGGCGACGACACGAGCAAGAUUGAGAACAUCUUUAUCGUCCUCGAAUUUCUCGAACACGACCUCAAGUCCAUCCUCGAAGACAUGCCCGAGCCCUUCCUCGCCUCCGAAGUCAAGACCCUCCUCCUCCAACUCUGCUCCGGCAUCGCCUACCUGCACUCGCAUUAUAUUCUACACCGAGACCUCAAGACCUCCAAUUUAUUGCUUAACAACCGGGGCCAGCUCAAGAUUGCCGACUUUGGCAUGGCCCGCUACGUGCCCGACCCUCCACCACCCAAACUGACCCAGCUGGUCGUCACGCUAUGGUACCGCGCUCCGGAACUCCUCCUCGGCGCGGCCCGCUACGGGCCCGAAAUCGACAUGUGGUCCGUGGGCUGUAUCUUCGGCGAGCUUCUUACCCGCGAACCCUUACUGCAAGGCAAAAACGAAGUCGACGAGCUCACCAAAAUCUUUGAACUCUGCGGCUUGCCAACAGACGAGUCAUGGCCCGGUUUCCGCCGUCUACCCAACGCCCGCUCUUUACGCUUGCCCUCUUCUUCUUCUUCUUCUUCUUCUUCCUCUAAACCCCCUUCCACGGGGGGCCUAAUCCGCGCCAAAUUCCCGCUUCUAACCGCCGCCGGCGUCUCUUUGCUUGCCUCCCUCUUAUCGCUAAACCCCUCCCGUCGCCCGACAGCGUCGGAAAUGCUGGAGCACGAAUACUUUCGCCAGGAUCCGAAGCCGAAACAGGAGGCCAUGUUCCCUACUUUCCCCAGCAAAGCGGGUCAGGAAAAGAGAAGACGGAGAGAGACGCCGAAUGCGCCCCAGCGGGGCCAGAAGGUGCAGGAUUUAGGGCAGGUGGAUUUUAGUUCGCUGGGUGGGAUUUUCGGGAGUGGGAGGGAGAGGGAGGAGAGGGGUGGGGGGUUUAGUUUGAGAAUGGUUUAGGGCUGGGGUAUGGGACAAGGCUUGGUUUUGUGUUGUGGAAGGAUUGGACGUAAUGGGUUGCGAGCGUGUUUGUUUCUUGUCCGUCUCUGGUGGACCUGAGUGUUUUGAGGGUUGAUGGGCGUUGCAGCGUUUAGGGAAAUUAUUAGUUCCAUCAAUGUAUAAUGUGAGACGACGGACAAGUCAUCGGACAACAUUAGACGAGCCAGGUACAGAUGUGUCUAGACUGAUUGGGACGGCGGCAGCAUUUGUGUUUCCGUAUGCUACAACCUGCGAUCUGUAUGUAUUCUAUCCAGUUGGGCGGAAGAAAGUAGAGACCCGGAUGCUGGCGUAUAGUUACAGCCGCACGAUACUAUAUUCGAG
This is a messenger RNA of Neurospora crassa OR74A, 2034 nucleotides long. RefSeq names its product protein kinase (gene prk-6). Gene Ontology annotation, biological process: regulation of mitotic cell cycle; protein phosphorylation. The record is from RefSeq and is a predicted model, not a curated record. Gene Ontology annotation, molecular function: ATP binding; cyclin-dependent protein serine/threonine kinase activity. The transcript is spliced from 2 exons. Gene Ontology annotation, cellular component: nucleus. Lineage: Eukaryota; Fungi; Ascomycota; Sordariomycetes; Sordariales; Sordariaceae. Bases 196 to 1674 code for a protein of 492 amino acids.